AAGAAUAUAUUAGGUUAUAUCUAUACAGUUUAAAAUCUUUUUGUUGUUUGAUGUCGGUUAUGUUUAUUUCUGUAUUCUGUAGUUACUUUAAUAAAUACAUUUACAGGGUUUCUUGUAAUUGAUUAACAAGCAUCUUGUAAUAGUUGUUCACAAAAAUCAGUUACUUUUCUUCAUUUUGUCUUAUCGACAUAGAAGGUUGAGCAAUAAAACCAGUGCAGUUAUAAGAAUAUGUCCUAUAAACGAAAACAGGAUUCUCAAGUCCCUGCAGAGGAGAGUGACCAGUUGAUUAUAAGACCAUUGGGUGCAGGCCAAGAAGUUGGAAGAUCUUGUAUAAUGAUAGAAUUCAAAGGGAAAAAGAUUAUGCUUGACUGCGGCAUUCACCCAGGAUUAUCGGGAAUGGAUGCAUUGCCAUUUGUAGAUUUAAUUGAAGCGGAUGAAAUUGAUAUACUUCUCAUUUCACAUUUUCAUUUAGACCAUUGUGGAGCAUUACCUUGGUUUUUGCUGAAAACUAGUUUUAAAGGACGUUGUUUCAUGACACAUGCUACAAAGGCUAUCUACAGAUGGUUGCUGUCAGAUUACAUCAAAGUCAGUAAUAUUGCGACAGAGCAGAUGCUCUACACUGAAGCAGAUUUAGAGGCCAGUAUGGACAAAAUUGAAACAAUAAAUUUUCAUGAAGAAAAGGAUGUGCUUGGAGUAAAGUUUUGGGCUUAUAAUGCUGGACAUGUACUAGGAGCUGCAAUGUUCAUGUUAGAAAUAGCAGGAGUGAAGGUAUUUGUAUAUUUUGUUUUUAACAAAGUUCCAUCUUAUGAUGACAAUAAUAAAUAUUCCUUUCGUACAUUUGUAACCAGAGAGCUUGCUUUCCAAAAAUUUUGUAUUGAGAUAUGA
Messenger RNA from Leptinotarsa decemlineata (Colorado potato beetle), 885 nucleotides. It is a transcript of the gene Cpsf73, whose product is annotated as Cleavage and polyadenylation specificity factor 73. Gene Ontology annotation, molecular function: RNA binding; 5'-3' RNA exonuclease activity; RNA endonuclease activity. The record is from RefSeq and is a predicted model, not a curated record. Gene Ontology annotation, cellular component: mRNA cleavage and polyadenylation specificity factor complex. Gene Ontology annotation, biological process: mRNA 3'-end processing by stem-loop binding and cleavage. NCBI's taxonomy places the organism in Eukaryota, Metazoa, Arthropoda, Insecta, Coleoptera, Chrysomelidae.